This is a messenger RNA of Emiliania huxleyi CCMP1516, 2010 nucleotides long. RefSeq lists its product as hypothetical. The coding region runs from base 1 to 2010 and encodes 669 amino acids. The transcript has 4 exons. NCBI's taxonomy places the organism in Eukaryota, Haptophyta, Isochrysidales, Noelaerhabdaceae. The record is from RefSeq and is a predicted model, not a curated record.
AUGAUCAGCUUCGACCAGCCCUUUUGUCACUGCUCCUCAGCGUCAGGAAUCACGCGGACAGGCAUUGUCGCGCGCAUGCUUUGCCUCGUGUCGCUGCUGGCGUGUGUCAUGUAUCUACCCGAACGCUCAGUGGCUGUGGAGAGCGUGGCCGUGGGUGCAGCGAUCAAGGCAUACGUGACGGGUGGUGUUGCCGUCGGAAGAGUGCAGGCGGGCAGCGUGGCCGCCUUCCGAGGCAUCCCAUACGGCAACGCCGAGCGGUUCUUGCCUCCGACUCCUGCAGCCAGUUGGGUCGGCGAGCUCGACGCCUCUGCCGACGGUCCGGCGUGCCCGGGAAAGAGCCCGCCGUACGACCGCCACAUGUCCGAGCAGUGCCUGUCACUCAAUGUCUUCACGCCCGUCGCCGCCCUGGGCAAUGCCUCCGCGCAGUUGGCCGUGCUCGUUUAUCUCUACGGUGGCUCGCUGAACACGGGAUCCGUCGCAUCGUAUGGACCGAUCGAAAACUUGGUCAGCGGCAGCGAGGGGCGCGCGAUGCUCGUCGUUAUGAACUAUCGCCUCGGUGCGCUCGGCUUUGCCGCGCUCAAGGAGCUGUCGGACGCCGACCCUCGCGGAACGAGCGGCAAUCUGGGCCUCCUCGAUCAGCAGCUCGCCAUGCGGUGGGUCGCCGCCAAUGCCGCCGCCUUUGGUGGCGACCCUCGCAAGGCGACGCUGCUGGGCCAGUCAUCGGGUGGCACGUCGAUCUUCGCCCACCUGGCUGCGCCCGCGAGCCGAGGCCUCUUCCAUGCGGCCAUCUCAAUCAGCGCCUCGCCCAAUCUCACCAUCUCGUACGAGGAGAAGCUGCGGCAGGACGAGGAGCACUGGUUCAAGCACACGCCAUGCGCCCGCGAGGCGCGCGGCGCGGCCACGCUCGCGUGCCUCCGCGCAGCAAGCGUCGAAUCGCUGCAGGCGGCGCUGGAGCCGCGUUACGACUACUUUGACUUCAACCACAGCUUCGCUGCAUCGGCGGCGAAGGCGGGCUACGACGUGCCCGUGCUGCUUCAGAACUUGGAGGGCGAGCUCAAUUGGCAGCCCGACCCGACCCUCGAAUCCAUACGCACACGCGCCGAGGCGGCCGCGCGCAUUGAGGGGAUGCUCGCCGCCGGAUUGGGCGCGGAGGCGGCGCGGCGGCUCUACGCGAUGUACGCGGGUGUCGGCGGCGACAACGACACGCUCGCUGCCGCGCCCGCCUAUGCGCUCAACGCCGAUACGGGGUGCACUUGCGGCCAGCUCGCGCUCGCAUUCGCGGCGAGCGAAGCGCGACGCAGCGAGGGCACGGCGCCCGUGUACAUCUCGCUUGUCCGCGCGCGGCCGUACCAUCCGUUCGGUCCGCUGUCGGAGUCGUGCACACGCCCUGCCAUCUACGCCUUCCACCUUUGGGACUUUUUCGCCGCCGUGAGCGUCGGCGCGCCCACGGCGGCAGAGCGCGCAAACUGGUACGACGCGCGGUUCGACGAGGCUUGGGUCGAAGGGAGCAAGUGUGGUCCCUACCGGCCCGCCCCCACGGACGUCAAGCUCGGCCGGGCGCUUCUCGAGCAGUGGCUCUCCUUCGCCGAGCACGCCGGCUUCCCCGACGGUGUCGGCUGGCGCGCCGUCGACGACGCGCUCGGCUGGCCGCGCCACUACACACACGGGGUGAUUGAUGACGCUGGGCUCACCUCGAGCGUCGUAGAUCUCAAGAGCGACGCGUGCACCGCGUGGCGCGAGGCAGGGUACGACUCGCUGCAGCUGAUGCGCAAGUACCGCCUCUCCAACGAGUCCAAGGCCGAGAUCAUCCUCUGCAGCUGCCAACCGGACGCGUCCCUGCCUCGCUUUGGGUACGUGAGGGAUGAGCGCGUGCUCUCGCACUUGCCGCGAACACGGAUGUGUGAGGACCGGCUGUGGGUCGAUUUGCUGCCAGUCUCGAUGCAGGCCACCCUGCCGCCACAGCAAUCCGACGCCUUUCUGGCGCGGCUGAGACGGCAGGGACUCGCCUGA